AUAUGUGUUUAUAUAAAACUUACAAGCAAUCGAAAAGUGCGUAGAGAUGGCUUAUUGUUUCAGUUUGAUAAAAAAAAUAUAGCUCGUUUUACAAUUAUGUAAAAGGUGUAAAGACGGAUGAAAUAUUAUUACAGUUUGAAAAAGCGCUAUAACUGGGAUUUGAUCGAUACAGAUGAAUGUACGUUACAAUGCAAUGUUUUUUUCCCAAACAAUAUAAUAUAUAUGAUAACAAACUGUCAUUCGUUUAAAAUAUUUAAAAGCUCUACAGACCGAUAAUAUGUUAACAGAUUAUCUACAGUUUGAAAGAGCGCUAUACAUAGUAGCCUCUUUUCCGGUAUAUUCGGCCACAAAUUGACAAAAGCUUGCCACACAUGUGAGACAUUUUAUUACACAUCGUAUGUCCUUACAGCAAUAUAAAGGAAAGAUAAUUUGCCUAUCGGGUAUUUCCUUAGUAACAGGCCAAAUCUAGGAAGGCACCUUAGCAACACUGAUUUAUUCAUAUAUUUCCUACCAAUCAUCAGUUAUCAUUUUUAUAGGAAACCGUGAAACGUUUGAAGUAAUUUUGAUAUAAAUCAUUUAAUUAAUAGUCUGAUGAACAAAUAAACGCCAGCAUACUGUUUAAAACUGAAAUAUAAUACUUGCCAUUAACAAAUUUUGCGAAUUGUUAACCUUGAUGUGUUUUUCAAAAUAAAAUCUACGAUUCGAUGUUUUGAACAAAAAAACAUCUAUGUGACACAAUUUUCUAAACAAAGAUUAAUGACGCACGUUUUAAAAAAAUGUCAUAGUGCCCAAAAUAUGUGGGUUGCCGAACAUAUAAGAAUUGUUGAAGACACAAGUACAUUAAAAUUUAAUUUUAUGUUCGUAAAUAAUAUAUAUAGUAACACGAAUUUAGGCCGCGCAACGCAUGUGCACUAAAAGUAAAACCCAACCGAAUCGAUAAUUGAUUAUUGCUUUGCACUAUGGUUACAAUGUAAAUUCAUGACGUUUGAAUUAUGUCAAUGGAAAUACCCGCAACAAUCUUUAAUACAUUACUUUCGAUUUCGCUGUAGUAUACAUAGAUUGUCAAGUUACACUGAAGUCAAUGAAAGGCUGGACAAAAUGGAGAAGGAACCGGAUACGAUCAACAGGACGGUCAAUUGUCUACCGUCUAUGCCGGCAUUGCCUCAUGAAACAGGCACACAGAACAAGGUACGUGCUCCCAAUUCGAAACUCAAUCUUGGUGCUGGGAGGUUUUGUAUCAAUGUGGAUCGACCGAGGUGUUCAAACAGCAGACGGGAUCAACAUCUCUUGACAAAUUUGCCGAUUUCAGAGUACUUCCCUGCACUAUCUUUCCGGAUAUCAGAUGUACUGGAUGAUAUCGGGGCCGGAAAACGCACUGUAAUGGAGCGGAGAAAAUCAUAUUUGCGGAGAGAACGCAUGAUGACGAUAGCUGGACAAUGUUUGGAACUACGUGCGGAAUAUUUUCAUUUUGGUAGCCAAUCUGAAGGCACCACAACUCCCGGUCUCAAUUCUGAUAUUGAUUUGCUAUUAAGUCACAAAGAUACGAACAUCAUGACAGACUGGAGAGACUGGAAGAUUGGGAUGUGUAAUUAUCUGAUGCUUCGUGACGACAUCACUCCACCUCAACAGUACUUGCUUCAGGGCAUACACAAAUACACACCUGAAGCGGUAACCAUUAUUGACGAUGACAGAUGUGUAAGGAAAGAUUCCGGGCAAGUACUGUUCAGCUCAGAAAGAUGGAAACAGGAACAAGAGCAGGUAGCAUCACAUUUCGGAGAGGUAACCAAAAAUGGACCUUCUGUGAGUAAUGAUCCCAACUGGGAUUUGGUAUCGGCAUUUCACGUCUGCAAACCUCUUCCAGAAAUACAGCACUGGAUGGACAGAUGUAGAGGAAGACACUGGCCGCCUGCCCAAUUACUGAAGGCUGCACGUAAAGCCCCUUGUUUCUUGGUACCUGCAGGACAUCCAGAUAGUGAUUACAAGCGCGAAGAAUGGCGACUGUCUCCAAAUCUUAUUGAACGAAUGCUAAUGUUUAGUUUUAAUAUGACACAAAUAAAAUGUUACACAGUUCUAAAAUUAAUUAAAAAAUCCUUAUUUAGUAAAAUUGUUGGGGAUUGUACCACAAGUUUUCAUUGCAAAACGUUAAUGUUCAUUACCAUAGAGAGAACACACCCUUCUCUGUGGAAGGAACAUAACAUCAUGUAUCUCCUUUUACUAUGCUUACAAGAAUUAAGGAAAUGGCUGCGAUUGGGGUGCCUUCCUCAUUAUAUCAUAGCUGGAGUGAAUUUAUUCGAUGGAAAACUGUCAAUUGUGAAACAGAAACUUCUUUUACAAUACGUUAACUACUUAAUAAAGAAUGGCUUGCAAGAUUUAUUUCAUAUUGAUAUAGACAACUUAGGAUGUCGAUUGCAAGCGUGUUUUAUACGGAGGAUCAGACAAGGUGGAGAGGGAGAACUGGGAGGUGUAGUCUUACGUAACAGUAUCAGUUUAUUGCUAAUGUUCGGGAACUUGAAAACAUUACUUUAUAAUUUGACAGAGAUAAUAUAUAAAAUACAGAGUUCGAAUUCGACAGUCCAACAAGGUAUAUACAAUACAUUACGCACUGCUGUUCAAGGCUUCACGAAUGAACAUUUGAAAAACGUUGCGUUCGACCUUAUUAAUCACCUGUAUGCCGUAUAUAAUUCAGUGCAAUCAUCUAACUGUUUGCGACUUCCAAACCCUAAUUUCAUCGAAAUUAUAAGGCGUUUUGAAUUUUGUUUAAACACAGAUAUUGCCUAUAAUCAUUUAAAGUUGGCUUCUUUGCUAUACUGCUUUGGACAUUUUCACGCGGCAGCUAGAGCGUUAGAGGACGUGGAGAAGAGGUAUCACUGCAAGGUCAAUGCUCUAUGUGGAAUGUUACAAGUGGAAGGAGAAACAGAUCUCCAGGUUUUCGCUAGCAUGAUCUCAGAUAAUUGUGACAACGUACGCAGAGAACCGCCAUUCUCAUUCUGUGUCAGGUUUAUUAGACAUGAAGCGCACUGCGCCCCAUACGUAUUGUGGUUUGAAAUGAACCGCGCUAUGACUGAAGAGGAGGUUGCACAGAGAGAUCAACAUUCCAAACAUUGGAUGGAUUACGCUGAGGUAGAUGCUUGUCCUUUUCUUCACUAUUUACAGUAUCUUACGUAUGGAGGACAAGGUGAACGCACCAAACAGCUAUAUGCGCUUGAAGUACUCAAGUCGUAUAUACUUGAUCCAAGAAAUGACAUCAACAUUCAUCAUCCUGAGACAGCGCUCAAUUUGCUUGGUCACUGCUAUGAAAUGGAAGGCGACUGUUCAAGGGCGUGUUAUUACUACGAGGAAUCGUUGCGUUUUGACGGUACAAAAAAUGCUGCUAACUGGCACGUUCAGCGUGUGCAGCGACUAAUAAGUAAUUUAUAUUGAAUAUUAAAACAUUUUAAUGUUUACAAUCAUAUAAAUGUAUUUGAGUAGACAAUGUGAUAUCAGUUAGUUCCAAGUUAAUGAUUAUUGUUAACUAUAAAAAAUCGUAAAAUUUAUACUAUUGUGUUUGUUUAAGAAUUGUAAUUUGACAUUUAGCGAUGUUGAUAUUGAUACAGUUAGUGUAGAUUUAUUUUAUUUAGCGAGUUGAAGAAAACAUGAACCCCGAUUUUACGCGUUUUCGUUUAGAGAAAUAAAUACGUUAACUACUUAAUAAAGAAUGGCUUGCAAGAUUUAUUUCAUAUUGAUAUAGACAACUUAGGAUGUCGAUUGCAAGCGUGUUUUAUACGGAGGAUCAGACAAGGUGGAGAGGGAGAACUGGGAGGUGUAGUCUUACGUAACAGUAUCAGUUUAUUGCUAAUGUUCGGGAACUUGAAAACAUUACUUUAUAAUUUGACAGAGAUAAUAUAUAAAAUACAGAGUUCGAAUUCGACAUUCCAACAAGGUAUAUACAAUACAUUACGCACUGUUGUUCAAGGCUUCACGAAUGAACAUUUGAAAAACGUUGCGUUCGACCUUAUUAAUCACCUGUAUGCCGUAUAUAAUUCAGUGCAAUCAUCUAACUGUUUGCGACUUCCAAACCCUAAUUUCAUCGAAAUUAUAAGGCGUUUUGAAUUUUGUUUAAACACAGAUAUUGCCUCUAGUCAUUUAAAGUUGGCUUCUUUGCUAUACUGCUUUGGACAUUUUCACGCGGCAGCUAGAGCGUUAGAGGACGUGGAGAAGAGGUAUCACUGCAAGGUCAAGGCUCUAUGUGGAAUGUUACAAGUGGAAGGAGAAACAGAUCUCCAGGUUUUCGCUAGCAUGAUCUCAGAUAAUUGUGACAACGUACGCAGAGAACCGCCAUUCUCAUUCUGUGUCAGGUUUAUUAGACAUGAAGCGCACUGCGCCCCAUACGUAAUGUGGUUUGAAAUGAACCGCGCUAUGACUGAAGAGGAGGUUGCACAGAGAGAUCAACAUUCCAAACAUUGGAUGGAUUACGCUGAGGUAGAUGCUUGUCCUUUUCUUCACUAUUUACAGUAUCUUACGUAUGGAGGACAAGGUGAACGCACCAAACAGCUAUAUGCGCUUGAAGUACUCAAGUCGUAUAUACUUGAUCCAAGAAAUGACAUCAACAUUCAUCAUCCUGAGACAGCGCUCAAUUUGCUUGGUCACUGCUAUGAAAUGGAAGGCGACUGUUCAAGGGCGUGUUAUUACUACGAGGAAUCGUUGCGUUUUGACGGUACAAACAAUGCUGCUAACUGGCACGUUCAGCGUGUGCAGCGACUAAUAAGUAAUUUAUAUUGAAUAUUAAAACAUUUUAAUGUUUACAAUCAUAUAAAUGUAUUUGAGUAGACAAUGUGAUAUCAGUUAGUUCUAAGUUAAUGAUUAUUGUUAACUAUAAAAAAUCGUAAACUUUAUACUAUUGUGUUUGUUUAAGAAUUGUAAUUUGACAUUUAGCGAUGUUGAUAUUGAUACAGUUAGUGUAGAUUUAUUUUAUUUAGCGAGUUGAAGAAAACAUGAACCCCGAUUUUACGCGUUUUCGUUUAGAGAAAUAAAUAGUUUCUUUAUUCAACAAUUACAUUGAACUCUAAUCGCCAAGUUGUUUUCUUAACAUGUUUGAUAUUUUUUUUCAAAGGGAAACAUGUUUGAAUUUGUAACAACCAAUGUAUUGUUGUUGUUGUAUUUCACUUGUUAAUCGCAUAUCUUCAGCAGGAAAGGUGUGUUAAUAAAUGCUCGUAUAUUCGAACCACACUAUAGUGUUGGUAGAUAAGCAAUAUACUUCGGGUUAUCGAAUAAUGUGUCCUCAAAAGGCUUAUUAUUAUAUCAUUUCUUCAUCAUCGAAAGAUAUGGUAUGUUAAAUUGUUAAUAUUUGAUAAACAUGCAGUUUUCUUUCUACACAUUCAUAUUUCACGUUCAGACCAGCGUCAUUCUAAAAUGGGUCUAAUAACGUUUCGGCAAGCGAAGUCGUGUAAGGACCGAAGCAUUCCACUAUAAAAUCACGCAAGGCACCACAGUCUCAUAAGGGAUCUCCUGAACAAAAUGCGCAUGAUGGUCUAUAACAACGCAGCAGUUACGCUUGCAUCAUAUGUCAUAAGAUUCAUUUUCGAAUGACGCUGGUCUUUAAAAAGCUCAAUGCGUCUUGUAAAUCAAACUUCUAAGCACGAUACUGCUCUUAAAUUUUUUUAUGUUACACUGUGUAUUUUGUUUCAAAUAAGCAAAUUGCGCUAGCCUAUUUAGACUUUUAGAAACGAUUUUCAGACGGGCUGAUCGAUUACGGCAAACAUUUGUGGCUAAAUAGUCACAUAACAUAAUUACAUGUAUCCAUAUUCACCGCACAGUCCGAGCAUGACUUCUCACCGUAUGUCUCCGUCGGCGUCUCUUGUGGCUUCUCCGUCGGCUUCUGCGUAAUGUUCUUUAAGGUAAAGAUGCAACGUCUCUGAUCUAGCGGUAUUAUGUUAUAUCAAUUUAUUUGAAAUGUGCUUUGUGAAAUUGCAUAUGCGUGCAUCAACUUAAAUACUAUACUGUUCGUUAUA
Dreissena polymorpha is the source of this 5987-nucleotide messenger RNA. RefSeq lists its product as uncharacterized. The coding region runs from base 3835 to 4758 and encodes 307 amino acids. The transcript is spliced from 4 exons. Lineage: Eukaryota; Metazoa; Mollusca; Bivalvia; Myida; Dreissenidae. The record is from RefSeq and is a predicted model, not a curated record.